Molecule: messenger RNA, 2922 nt
Organism: Cyprinodon tularosa
Lineage: Eukaryota; Metazoa; Chordata; Actinopteri; Cyprinodontiformes; Cyprinodontidae
Product: transient receptor potential channel pyrexia
Exons: 19
Coding region: 488-2800 (770 amino acids)
Biological process (GO): calcium ion import across plasma membrane
Cellular component (GO): membrane
Molecular function (GO): calcium channel activity; protein binding
Source: RefSeq, a predicted model, not a curated record
GAGCCCCAUCAAAUCAGAUCCUUCUGGGGGAAUAUUUUUCUCUCCUACACUGACCCUGAACCCAGCUGAGACUGUGCCAGUAAACUAGACCAGGUGAGUCUAACCGAGUGAGACUGACCCUGAACCCUGACCCUGAGACCCGGAGAGGUGAGAUGAUAUCAGGGAGGGAGAGGAAAACAGCAGCCAAGGAAUAUUCCAGCAACCCUUCAGAAACAGAUCAGUUCAGUUACUGUGUAGAGGGUUCUAUUUGAAUGCCAAACCCUAGACCUGGACCUGGACCUGCAGGGGCAGAUCCCUGGCCCUGCCCUCUGAUAAGACUGAACCUUUGAGCUGCUGAUAACCACCAGCUGACUGGCUCAGCCUUCGGUCUGGAUGGUAGCUUCUCUGGGAGCAGCACAUGUCCACAGACUGGGGUUUGUAGAUUCCAGGACCUUUCCUGAGAAUCAGGAGGCCUGAGCUUGUCCAACAGAUAGACCCAAAUCCUGGAAUGGAGUUGGAGAUGAGUGGAAAGACCAGGGUCUCCCAGGUCCAUCAGAAGGGGGGACACCGUGAGGAAAGGUCUCAUUGGUCCUCAGAUGGACGUAACUGGAGAUCAUUUUCUAAAAGCCGUUGGAAGGAAAGCAGGAGGAUUCUGACUGGAGUUCCCAUUGAGACCGUGUACCAAGGUCUGGCAGACUAUGAAGACAGUGAGCAGAGAAGGGAUGAGAUGGACACUACAACAGAAAACCAGAUGCUGAAUAAAAAACUGCUGGAUCAUUUCAGACAGCUGGCAGCCAGCAACAAGGACACUGACCAGGUGGACCUUCAGUUUCUGGACAAGGUGAUCUCAGGUGGAGCUGACCCAAACUGCUCGGACAGAUAUGGACAAACUGUCCUCCAUGAGGUCACACCUAAUGAGGUGUCCAGAGCUUGGAGUGUGGAUGUCAUGCGGUUCUUCUUGGACCGGGGAGCAGACCUACACUGCUCAGAUCAGUUUGGAGUUACAGCGCUGCAUGUGGCCUCAGCUCUGGACUACGAGGACAUGGUCAGGUUUCUGCUGGAGCAAAAAGCUGAUCCAGGCGCUCAGACUCUUCUGGACAAACAGACCCCCCUUCACUAUGCUACCAAGAACGACGCUGUGGGAUCCAUCAGGCUGCUGCUGCAGGCGGGAGCCUCCAUCAGCUGCACUGACUACAGGCAGAGGACGCCGCUGCAGCUCGCCGCCAUCAUGGAGCGCAGUGAGGCAGCUCAGGUCCUGCUGGAGCUUGGAGCUGACGCUGCGGUGCAGGACUGUGAUGGACAGCUGUGCAUCACUGCUCUGAUUGGUCGGAUGAGUCACGUGGCCCAGGUGGCGCUCCGUCAGUUCCAUGUGAUGGACAAAGUGACAAGGCAACAGUAUUUCUACCUGAAUCUGCUGGAACCAGAAGGGGCAGGAACCAGUGAGCCAACAACCCCUCUGCAGGUUGUGGUUCUGGACGGCAAACUGGACCUCAUCAUGAAUCCUGUCUUUCUCAAACUCAUUCAGAUCAAGUGGAAACUUUACGGAAGGCUGGGGGCGUGGCUUCUCCUGGUCCUCAACCUCCUGCUCAACGUCUCUUGGACAGCUGCUGCUAUCUCCAUGUCUGCCAGUCAGGACUCGUCCGACCGCUACAUCUUUCCACAGGAUUGGUGGCGGGUUCUUCUUGUGGUUCUGGCCCUUCUGCUCACCCUGGAGGAGGUGUGCAGGGAGAUCCAGGACAUCAUGUCCUCCAGGAAGAAGCUCCUUUUGCGGAAGAGAUGGAUGGAGCACCGUUUGCAGGAUGAUCUGCGAUGCUCACAUCCUAUGUGGCCCCAGGAGAGGCAGUAUCUACUGAGAGAGACCGGGAGGAUCCACAGGAUGAGGGGCACCUACAGCCGAGACCUCUGGAACAUCUUUGAUUGGCUGGUUUACUGCCUGCUGACGGCAUCCUUCAGUGUUCACCUGGCUGACGUGCUGAAGCCGUCCAGCCGCAUGCAUGCGCUCAGUCUGCGCCUCUUCUCCAUUUCUAUCAUCUUCCUGUGGCUAAGAAUCAUGAAACACGUACGAGCGUUCAGGCUGAUGGGCCCGUUCAUCGUCAUGUUGGGGAACAUUGUGGGGGAUGUGAUGCGUUUCCUGUUCCUGUAUGCUGAGAUCUUCAUCCCCUACGCCUGCAGCUUCUGGAUCAUAUUUGGAGGAACGGCCUCGGUUCCCAGCAUGCAGUCUGUUUCAGGUCUUCUCUACAGCCUCUACCGGAUCACUCUGGUGGAUGAGUACGAGUAUGCUGCCAUGGUAACAGUGGACAGCAUCAUGGCUCCUCUACUGUGCGGAACGUUCCUGGCAGCGUCCUCCAUCUUGUGUAUUAACUUGCUGAUUGCACUACUAACCGACACCUUCCAGAGGGUUCACGAUAACUCGCAGGCUAACGCUGUGAUGCAGCAGGCCACAGUCAUCUUGCAGGUGGAAGAGUCCAUGCCCCGCCUCCGCCGUCUCUAUGACAACCACUACAUCUCCAAGCACUGCUCUCCUCUGGGCGAGACCUGCGCCAUCAUCACAGAGACUCUGGGCCAGUUCCUGGUCCUUCAGGGGGAUGCAGAGACAAGCAGACCUUCAAGAGUCCAGAUGGGUCAGAACCAGCAGAACCAACAGCCUCAGGUUCAGGAGAACCCAGACCUUCAAGACCCGCCGAUACAGGAACUCCUGAAACCAAAGAACCAGCAGGAUCCCAGGGACCUUCGGGAGGAGCUUCAGGCCAUCCAUGCAGAGCUGAGGGAGCUUCGAUCGGUGCUCCAGCAGCUGGUUCAGAUCAGGAAGGACUUUAUUUAGAAAGACUGCUUCAGACCAGCUGGAUCCAGGUGGCUGAGAUGUUUGUGGGUCUCCUGAUGCUCCACAUGGAUCCAACCAUUCAGACAGGAUUGAACUGACAAAUAAAAAACCUUCUCCAUGGA